UCACCCAAUCUCUGCCAAAAUGGCGGCGUCUGCGAGGAGACCACUCUGGGACCCAAGUGUCACUGCCAUCAGGGCUGGCACGGCCUCUACUGCCAGUACGACAUCGACGAGUGCCAACUGUCGGCACCGGUGUGCAUGACGCCGGCCACCUGUAUCAACCUGCCCGGCACUUUCCGGUGCAUAUGUCCCGUGAAUAGCACCGGUAUCUCGUGCACCGGAGAGGGACUGUACGCCACGAACAUCAUAUCGUCUCAAUUGCACAUAACGCUCGACGAGAUAAUCGGCAUUUUGGUGGUGCUGUCGGUGCUGGCGGUAACCGGCUUUGUAUUCGCCGUAUGCAUGAAAUGCAAGCACAAGUCGCAAACGCACCGCCCCUUCAAUAAUAGGGAUCAAAGUCAACGGCUGCUGAAGAACGAGAUCAACGUUCAGCUGAAGAGGCACUCGAAGAUGAGUAACUUCGAGAUGAGUCACACGAGUAGGCCAUUGCUCGGCCAAAGGCCCACCUCUUGCGCCGAUCCGCUCCAGACGCUCAACAACUUCAACGUUGAGGACAGGAGUGGCGAUGAGUUGGAGACCAAUAUAUGCGCUGAGAAUAUGCGGCAAAACUUCCAGAAGAAGAGCGCUCCCAUCGCCAGCGUUUCGCCGCAAAUGAUUGACUCAAAUGCAAAGUCCGCGUCAAAAAAGGACUCUAAAAAGCAGAUUAAAAUACUUAACGAUGCCAAACCCUCGGCGUGUAAGGCGUCGACACCUCUGACGAGAGUCUCGUUCGGCGACUCGGAUUCAAACGUGUUCACUGAAGAGCAGACCUCCUUAACUAACUCUCAGAUCGCCGACGGUUACCAUUGGGACAGUUAUGAUUUGGCCCAAUCGGACAAUAAACCCAUUUGUUCUUCGAAUCUGUUCGAGGUAUCAGUGAAUGAGAUCCACGACUUGGAGUCCAACUCAGACAACAGUCAAAUCGAGUUGUCGUGCAAUGGCUCGCAGGAGCGGGCGUUCAUCGAGCGGGCCGUCAGUCACGAGAGUUCACCGCUUUUGUCGCGCAAUGACCGUCCGAAUGAAGACAUUCCGUUCGCCGACACGUCGGAGCCGUCGUCCCCACAAAAGUAUCUCGACUUAUAUCUACCGAAUCUGUCGGACAACGAGUGGAGUAAUAAUAAGCGUAAGAAUAUUCUCACCUAUUCUUCGACGACGACGACCACCGACUCGAUGGCCGAUAAUAUCAAUGGUGUGGAGGAGUGCGAGAAAGCGGCCAAAGACUGCAAUAAUGGCUGCGAUUUAGACGUCGAGAGCGAGUGCGAGGAGUUUGACGAGGAGUCCAAUCAACAGUCGACUUAUGUCUAGGAGUGUAAUGAUAUGAUCUUAAAGUUACUAUUGUUUUAUCAAAAUAUUUAUUGAUUUU
Messenger RNA from Oppiella nova, 1399 nucleotides. The record is from the annotation of a GenBank genome assembly. Lineage: Eukaryota; Metazoa; Arthropoda; Arachnida; Sarcoptiformes; Oppiidae.